UCAAAUCCGCGUCUCUACUGCUCGCAAAUCUGAGACUCCUUCGCGAAAUUAGGGUUUUCAGGUUCGCUCAUAUCUUUCCAUUUUUCAGCCAUGGGAGGAGGCAACGGGCAAAAGGCGAAGAUGGCUCGUGAGAAGAACUUGGAGAAGGCAAAAGGCGCCAAGGGAAGCCAGCUAGAUUCAAACAAGAAGGCAAUGUCAAUCCAGUGCAAGGUGUGCAUGCAGACAUUUAUGUGCACCACGACAGAGGUGAAGUGCAGGGAACAUGCAGAAGCAAAGCACCCCAAAUCUGAUGUUUACGCUUGCUUCCCUCAUCUCAAAAAUUGAAGGAGUUUAUCGGAAACAACAAUGUGGAGACAUUGACAAUAUCAUCACCUCAUUUGUUUAAGGUUUCCGCUAUAAUUCCAACAGUCCUACGUCAUGGUUACUUUAUGCAUUGUUGUAGAAUGUUUGCUUGAGAGAGGGAUAGCGUAAAGUCCCUUGUUAAAGUGAAAUCAGUGUUUAAUCAUAAUGAAUAUUAAGCUACUGGUCAUGAAAGCUUGUUUAAUUAUAAUGAAUAUUAAUGCCA
Molecule: messenger RNA, 565 nt
Organism: Corylus avellana
Lineage: Eukaryota; Viridiplantae; Streptophyta; Magnoliopsida; Fagales; Betulaceae
Source: RefSeq, a predicted model, not a curated record